AUGAAUUAUUAAAUUAAGGGGAACUUUAACUAUCAUCUAGAAAUCUUGGCAUCAUAAUUAAAUGAAACAACAAAUAUUACUAUAAAUGCGUUCUCAUCAAAAAUUAACUAGAUCCCAUUAGGAUGCAAAUUUUAAUGGUUUAAAAAAUCAGAUAAUGAACGAAUUAAGAUUGAGACAUAGGGCAAUAUUUAUCCUUGUAGCAUAUUCGAUAUUGGUUAUAAGAUUGAGGCAAUUGUACAACCAUUCGAAUCAGGCUAUGAAGGAUAGGCUAUAAUAGAAUUCUAAAAAAUUCAAAUUUCUAGCUAAUUAGAAAAUAAACUCUCAUAAUUAUAUCAUAAUAACAUGAAGUAAUUAUUAGAGAUGAUUAUAUUAGAUAAUAGAUAAAUUGUAAUGAUUAAAAUUGGAUAUUCUCUUUAGAGUAUUUAGAAAAUAGUACAAACUAAUAAAAAAUAUAAUAUGGAGAUUAAUGUAUUCUGUCUAAUUAGAAUUAACUAUAAGUUUAGUUUAACAAUUAAAUAAUGAAAUUUAAAUGUAAAGAUGAUAAAGGUAAUAUAAGUAAGUAUAAAUUAGAUGCAUUUUGUGCUUUCUUUAUUUCAAUGUAAUCUUUAAAAAGAGUGCAUUUAAAAUUUAUAGCUUAUAACAUAGGUAAAUUGAAUUAGAAAUAGGUAAAUUUUUAAUCAUUAUUGAAUGCUUAAUUAUUGUAAUUAAUAAAUGAGAAAUCAGUUAUACCAAUUAAGAAAUUUGAACCUAUUCAAAAUAAUAUUAUGAUGGCUACAAGUUAAGAUUUUAGAACAAAUAAUUAAAUUUAAAUAACAUAAUUAAAAUAGGAAGUUAUUUAAGUUUAAAAUGAGAAACAGAAACUUUAAUAAUAAAUUGAUAAAUUAAUUAAAGACAAUAAAGAAUUAGGUAUUAAAUGAAUAAUAAUAUAAUAGAAAUUAAUGGUAGAUCUAAUACUGCAUCAAAAGAUUAAUUAGAUAGUAUGGAUAGAUUAAUAUAAUCAUUGAAAAAUGAAGUAUAUUCUUUAAAAUAGAGAGAAACUGAUUUAAUGAAUUAAAAUAGUAGAUUAACAAUGGCUUUAAAUGAAAAGAAUGAUAAAUGUGAUAAAUCAUUAUCUUAAUCUUAAUUUAUUGAUGAAUUGAAACUCAAAUAAUAUUAAGAUAUGUUAUAAGAAUGUAAUAAUGAGAAAUUAAGAUUAUAAGAAGAAUUAAAUAAAUAUUAAAAAUUUGGUUAAUCAUCAAGAACAAGUUAAAAUAAUGAUGUAGAAAAAGAAAGAUUAAUAUAAGUUAAUUAGAAAUUAAUGUAAGAAAUAGCAACAUAAACAAAUAAGAUUAAAGAAUUAUAAUUGGAAUUAGAAAUGAUGAAAAAUAUGAGUAGAAUCAGUAUGUCUAUGUCUAUGAUGGAAGAUCCUGUUAUGAAAACUAAAAUUGAAUAAUUAGAAUAAGAGAAUUAAUAUUUAUUGAAAAAAAUCUCUAUUUUAGAAGAAGAAUUAUCAAAAAAGAAAUAACCAAAACCAUAAAAAUAAUAAUAGGAUAAAGAUUUAUAAAUAUAGAAGUUAACUGAAGCUAAUAAACGAUAUUUAGAAGAAAAUUUGAAAUUAUUUGAAGAGAUUAGAUAAUUAAGAGAGAAAUUUGAUUAUUCAUCUAUAUUAUAAGGUUCAAUAAUGAAAGAUUCAUAAAUUUAAGAUAAUGUUGUUAAUCAUUAAUUAGAAUAAUAAAUUGAAAGAAUGUAAUAAAUACAUAAUUUAGAAAUUUAAAAAAUGAAAAAGAAAAUAGAAAAAUUAACAAAUGAUUUAUAAGAUUCUAAUCAAAUAAAAAAAUAAUUUGAAUAAUUAAUUAAAUAAAAUAAAAGAUUAGUUGAAGAGAAUACACAUUUAACUGAAUAAAUAAGAAAUUUAGCUGAUAUUAAUUUAUCUAAAUCUUUUUCUGAUAAUAUGUUUAAUUCUAAAAUAUUCAAUAGUGAUUAAUAUAAAGAAUUAGAAUAAUAAUUGAUUAUUCUUAAAAGAAAAAAUGAUGAAAUAUAAUCUAAAUUAGAUAUUCAUUUAUAAAAAGAUAUUUAAUAAUUAGAUAAAAUUAAAAUAUUAGAAUAAGAAAUUGUAAAAUAUAAAAAUUAAAUAAGAGAUAUAUAAUAUAAUAAUUCAGAUAAUAAUGAAGUUAAAUUACUUUAAAAUUAAAUUGAUGAUUAUUAAAAAACUAAAGAUAAUUUAAUGAGAGAGAAUAUUUAAUUAAGAGAUGAUUAUUCUACAUUAAUGUAAGAUAAAGAAUACUUAAAUGGAAAAAUUAAAUAAUUAGAAAAUUCUAUAUUUGAAUUAAAAUAAAAAUAAAUGUAAUUAUAAGAAGAAAAUAGAACACUUAAACUAUUUCCUUAAAGUGCUGAAAGAUAAUUCAGUGUAUAAAUUCAAUAAUUAUAAACAUAAAAUAAAAAUUUAACUGAAGAAAUAAUAAGAUUAUAAUCAUAAGGUUUUAAAGAUUUAAAUCAAAGUAACUUAUCAAUAAGUGAAAGUAUUUUAGGAUCAAAAAUAUAUGAAGCAAAAGAAUAUAAAUUAUUAGAAAAUUAAAAAGAAUUGUUAUUUAAUGAAAAUUAAUAAUUAAAAUUAGAAAUUAGAUAAGAACAAUAAAAAAUUAAUGAUCUAAAUAAAUUUUAAGAAUAAAUUAAAUCUCUUUAAAAUGAUAAGGAUAUAUUAAAUUAAUAAUUGAUAUCUAAUAAAGAAUAACAUUCAAGAUAAAUUAUAACAUUAUAAAAUUAAAUUGAUAAAUUAAAUUAAUAAUUAUAAAAUAUAUCUUUAAGUGAUAGUAGAUAUAAAGUUAUAAUUAAUGAUAAUAAAUUAGAUGAUAAUAAUUUAAAAUAAUAAGAUAUUUUGAAAUUAGAAAAUGAAAAUAGAUAAUUAAAUUAAUAAAUUUAAAAAUUAUAAUUAUAAUAUGAUACUGAAAUUAGAAAUUAAUAAACUUAAUUAUCUGAUCUAAAAUUUGAAAAUAAUAAACUUAUAAGAGAAAUAGCAUAUUCUAAAUAGUAUUCUGAAUCAAUAAUAAUAAAUUAAACUGAAAAGAAAUAAUAUUAAAGUUAAGAUAAUGAAAUUGCAUAAUUAAAAAAUUAAUUAGCAGAUAAAACUCAUUAAUUAAAGAUUAUUUAAACUAAUAGUCAAAAUAAUAUGGAAGAAUUAUAAUAAGUAAUUAGUAAAUUAGGAUUAGAAAAUAAAAAUAUUAAUGAAGUACACAAUUCAAUUAAAUCAAGACUUGAAACAUAAAUUAAUAAAUUAAUUGAAUAAUUAAGAGAGAAAGAUUAAAAUAUUAUUAAAAUAUAAGAAGAAUUAAGAAAGAAAGAUUUAAUAAAUAAAUAAUAAGAAGAAGAUUUAUUUAUGAAAUCUAAUUAAGUAGAAUAAUUGAUAUAAUAAAAUAAAGGACUUGCAUUACAAUUAAAUAAUUUAAAUUUUGAAUUGUAAGAGUUAAGAAUGGCUAGUCUUUCUAAUUCAUUUUCUAAAUCUCAUAUUGAUAUAAGAGAAAAUGAAAAUUAAGAAUUAUAAAAUGAAAUAUAAACACUUAGAAAUUAAAUUUAAAUUAUGGAAUCAUAAGCAAUUAAAUAAUAAGAUAAUUCUAAAAUGAUUAAAUUAGAAGAUGAAAUAGCUAAUUAUUAAAGAGAAAUAUAAUUGAUUAAGACUAAAUUACAAGUUACUAUAGAUGAUUCUGAAUUUUAUAAAAGAGAAUUUAUAUAAAGUUAAUAAUAAGUUGAAAAAAUGAAAAAAGAAUAAUAAUUAAAAUAAUUUGAAAAAUUAUCAAUUUAAGAAAAUGAAUUAAUUUAAAUAAAGAAAAUUAAUUAAGAAUUAAAUUAAAAAAAUUAAGAGUUAUCUAUUAUUAUUCAAAAAUAACAAUAGCAAAUGGAUGAUUUAUAAUUAGAUUUGAAUGAUUAAAUUGAAAAUAAUAAUACAAUUACAAAAUUGAAAAUGUAAUUAUAAUAGGAAUGUGAAAAAUUAUAAAGAGAAAACUAAUAAUUUAAUAUUAAAAUACAAGAAUUAUUAAAUCUCUAAUAAAUUGGAAAAGAUAAAGAAUUAAGUGAAUCUUUAAGAAAAUUAUAAUUAAUGGAAUAAGAAAAGUCUAAAUUAAUUCUUUCAUAUGAAUAAUAAUCUAAACUUAUUGAGAAUUUAAAAAAUAAUUUAGAGAUUUCAUAAAAUAAAAAGGAUGAAUUUGAAGUUAAAUUACAUUCUAGUGAAUAAUAUAAACAAGAAUUACAAAUAUUACUAAAAGAAAAAGAUCAAAAAAUUAAAUAGCUUUAAUAAGAAAGUUAGUAUUUGAGUAAAGAACUUGAUAAUGAAUAAUAAAAAUAAACAAAUUAAAAAAAAAAGGUUAGUGAGUUGACAGUUUAAAUUUAAAAUAAAGAUAAUGAUAUAUAAUAAUAGAUUAUAAAAGUCAAGAAUCUUGAAGAAUAAAUUUAAAAAAAUAAUCAAUAAAUCAAUACUUUAAAUAAGUAAAUAUCUUAAUUAAGUUAAGAAAAUAAUAAAUAUUUAAAUGAAAUUAUUCCUAAUUUAAAUAAAUAAAUUAAUUAAGAAACUCUAGAGAAAGAUUAAUUACAUCAAUAAUUUGAGAUUGUAUAAGAACAAUUUACUUAAAUGGAAUAAUAAAUUCUUAGUAUUACAAGAGAGAAAUCUCCAGUAAGAUCAAAGAAUAAUUCAUAAUGUAAACCUUUUGAUCAAAACUUAAAUGAAAAAAUAACAUAAUAAGAAUAAACUAUAAAUUAAAAGAAUCAAAUAAUAGAAUAAUAACAAGAAAAAAUUAAAAUAUUAACUUAAUAAAAUAAUGGAUUAUUACAUUAAAUUAAUAAAUUGAAUGAUGAUUUAAGAGAAAUAUAGGAUAGAUCAUUUUCUUUAGAUAGAAGUUCAGAAACUUAUUUAAUAAAUAAAAGCUUUAAUUCAAAAUUCAAUACAGAUAAUGAUUUAAUUUUAUAAAAUUAAUAUUAAUCAUAAGAUAUUUAUGAAAGUGAUAGAAAAAGAUAAUCUUAAUAUUAAUAAUAUGAAUAAACUUUGUAGGAAUAUAUUUAAGAAAAUAAAAAUUAAAAAUAAGAAAUUGAUUAAUUAAAAUAAGUUAUUAAUAAAUAAAAGGUAGAAUAUGAAUAGUAAAUUUAGAAUAUUUCUAAUUCAAAUUAACUAUAAAUUUCUGAAUUAAAUAGUAAACUAGAGAAAUUAGUUUAAGAAGAUAAAAAAAAUUCAAUUUUACCUUCUUAAAAUCUUAGAAAUGAAUAUUAACAAUAAAUUGAUAAAUUAGAGGAAGAAUUGUUUAGGAAAUAAGGUGUAGAAUAAUCAAAUUAAAGAUUAAAUAAUGAAAUUAGAAUAUAAAUAACUAAAGUAGUAGAAUUGUAGUAAUAAUUAGAAGAAUUACUAUAAUAAAAUUAAUAAUUGAAUGAAUAGAUUUAAGAAUAAGAUGAAUUAAUCAAAAAUUUAUAAAAAAUGAAAAUUCAAAAUUUAGAUUCUUCUGAUUUAUAGAAAGAGGGAGAAUUAAGUUAGCUUACAUAAUAAUUAUAGGAUGAAACUCUUAUACUUAAAGAAUAAAAUUAAAAAUAUGAAUAAUAGAUAUCUGAAUAUUAAAGUAAAAUAGAGACUCUUGAAAAUGAGAUUUUAAGAAAAUCAUAAUAAUUAUCUCUUAAAGACAGUUAAGUGAAUUAGAAUAAUAGAAAAAAUAAGAAAUUAGAAGAAUAGAUAUAAUUGUUAUAAGAUUAAUUGAAAGGUUAAGGAAGUUUAGUAACUUAAAAUAAGGAUGAGAUUAUUAUUCAAUUAUAAAAUGAAUUAGAAUUAAAUAGAGCAGAAAUCUUGGAAUUAUAAAAAUUAAGUAGUAUUAUCAAAUAAAUUUAGUUAAAUAAUUAGAAGAAUAGAUUGAUCGAUUAACUAAAAGUAAUUCAGCAUUAAUGGAAGAGAAUUGUAGACUUAAUGACUAAAUAAAAGACAAUUUAAAUGUAAGCUAUCUUAGUAAUGAUUCACAAAAUCAUUGA
Messenger RNA from Paramecium pentaurelia, 5970 nucleotides. NCBI's taxonomy places the organism in Eukaryota, Ciliophora, Oligohymenophorea, Peniculida, Parameciidae. The record is from the annotation of a GenBank genome assembly.